Molecule: messenger RNA, 3231 nt
Organism: Drosophila busckii
Lineage: Eukaryota; Metazoa; Arthropoda; Insecta; Diptera; Drosophilidae
Gene: NT1
Product: neurotrophin 1
Exons: 5
Coding region: 1-3027 (1008 amino acids)
Biological process (GO): regulation of Toll signaling pathway; innate immune response; central nervous system formation
Cellular component (GO): extracellular region
Molecular function (GO): growth factor activity; Toll binding
Source: RefSeq, a predicted model, not a curated record
AUGAAAGCUGGCAGCGCUUUUGGCUGCCUUUUCUGGGCGUUGCUCUAUUGUGUGCUGUAUUUGGAUUUGGUCAAUGCCAGCGAGGAUGAGCUAAUGGACUUUGACUUUAUGGCCGCCAAGGCUAACGAGGCGCCAGCGCAGAGAGACGACUGGGCGCUGGACAGCGACGAGCAGCAGCAGUCAGAGCAGAAGCUGCAGCACAACAUGCUGGACUUUAGUGUGGACUUGGAUGAGCCUGAGCCGGCAAAGCAGCUGCCGCCAUUUGAUUGGCGUGAGCGUAUCCUACGCUCAGCUCUGGCCAAGGCGUUCAGAGAUAGCGACGUGCGUCAGAAAUUUGUGGAAGUCAUGCCCAUACUGCGUGUGCUGUCCUCGCAGCAGCGUCUGGCGCUGUCUGCGCUGAUCUCAGCACAAAUGAAUGCGCGUCAGGGACAGGAGCUGAAGCUGCAGCAGGUGCGCAUGAUGUUUGGCGAUGACAAGAAGCUGCUGCUGCCCAUUGUCUAUGAUCUGGCCAAUUUGGUUAAGAACUCGGCGCGCAAGUAUAUACGCCUGGAAGACUUGACUGUGGCUGCGCUGCAAAAGCGCCAAGAUGACUUGACGGCAGAGGAGAGCGUGCAGGACGACAGCGUGGGCACCAUUGAUGUCAGCGGCAAGUCGCCGGUGCAGCAGCCAGCGGAGCUGGAAGAUUUCUUCGAUGAAAUGCAGGCAGAGCUGCUAGAUCCACAAAUGAUUAAUGAGGCGCUGCAGCUGGCCACGCCCACUGCUACAAGCAGCAAGCGCAAGCGUCGUGCUGCCAACGAAUUUGUGCACAAGCUGCCGCGCUCAGUGCCGCUGUCGGUAACAGAACAGCAGCUCCUUGGGGGCGUGGCUGGUCGCACCAUCAAGCUGAACACCACUGCCUUUCAGCAGCCCAACGACACGCCCAUGACUACAGUGGGGCCCGGCGCAACACAAAGCUAUGAGCAGAUUGAAGAUUUGGCCUUUGCUGGUCUUAAUGGCACUGAGCUGCCCCUCGCGAACGCAGACGAACGUGUAGCCGAGUCUGGCAGCGGUGAGGAGCCAUUGCCAAGCCCUGAGGAACUCAUUGCUGGUCCACGUUAUCGCCUCAACAACAAUCAGAAUCAUCAUCAGCGCUUGAGUGCCAAGAUGCCGCCCAUUAAGCGCAAGCGCACGCAGAGUGGCGGCUAUGGGCGUGGCAGGCCCAAGCCUGCAGCCAGCUCGCACAAUCCUGUGGUGACCACACACAAGAAGUGUGAACGCUUCACCAACAACAUGUGCAUACGCACCGAUGACUAUCCGCUCGAACAGAUCAUGGGCAGCAUACGUCGCCAUAAGAACGCCAUGAGCGCUUUGCUGGCCGAAUUCUACGACAGGCCCAACAACAACUUGGAGUUUGGCGAAGACUUUGAUGACUAUGCGCUCAACAAGAAGCGUCGCGAGGACGAGGGCAGCGCCGGCGGCAUGUGCCAAAGCGUUGUGCGCUAUGCACGCCCACAAAAAGCCAAGGCCGCCUCUGGUGAAUGGAAGUUUAUAGUCAACACUGGGCAGCACACACAGACAUUGCGUCUCGAGAAAUGCAGCAAUGCCGGCGAGAGUUGCUCGUACUUGGCGCAGUCGUAUCGCUCGCACUGCUCGCAGGUCUACAACUAUCAUCGCCUGCUCAGCUGGGACAAGAUACGCGGCUUGCAUGUGGACAUAUUCAAGGUGCCCACCUGCUGCUCUUGCCAGGUGGAUGGCUAUCGCCAGCAGUUUCCGCCGCUCUCGUCCAUACAGUCCAAGGACUACACGCCCGCCAAUUACAAGCUGCCCGACAAUGGCAAUGCCAAUGGCUAUAGCACCAUCAAUGAUGAGGAUUUGGACUACAACGAUGAGAGCGACGAGGAUGACUUGGGGCUGAGCUAUGCGCCCUACAGCAAUCGCGAUACCAACGAGCUCAGCUAUCUGGGCAGCAAGAAAGUGCGCGCCAAGCUGCCAGCGCCAUCCAGCGUGGGACCCUAUCUCAGUCCACCCGAUGAUGAGGAUGCCUUUGGCAGCAGCAGCAGCUACAAGCCGCACAAGAGCAGCGUAGGCAGCGGCGCCAAUAAGAAGUACUACAAUCAGCUUAGCCGCCGGCGGCCGCAGCACAAUGAGCCACGCGUCGACUUGGACAUGGAUUUGUCACCGAGCGAAACGCAGGCGGAACAAGAGGUAAACGUAUUUGGACAGCCGCUUGCUGGGGAACAGCAGCGCGUGCCUCUCAAGCGCAAGCGUAUUUAUACAUCCACCCACACCCAAACAGCCGCCAAUUCACCAGCAGCAGCAGCAACAUUAUCUGGAGCAGCAGCGCCAGGUCGACUACGCAUACCCAUUGCAAUAUCACAACCACAGACCACAGCAGCAACCAGCAGCAGCAGCAGCAGCAGUAGCUUACCAGCAAGAACAGGAGCCGCUGCUGCAGUCGGCGUCGGUCUCAGUGUUGCCACCAAUGCCCACGAAGCGUCUGUUGCAUCCGCAGCAGCUGCAGCACCUAACGCUGCAAUCGGUCAGCGCUACUACGCCGGCGGCGGCGGCGGCAGCAAAUCGCGUCCACGCUUCUAUGCACCAGCUGCGACGUCGACCGCUGCCAGCCAUGCCGCAGGCAGCGCAGCGACGCCACUACCGACCGCAUAUUACAAGCAGCAGCAGCAGCAGCAACAGCAGAGUCCACAGUCUCAGUCGACAUCACUACCACAACCGUCAUAUGUAAAUUCCAUUUACGACAGCAACAGCAACAACAACAGCUCGGGCAACAGACGCAUCAACUAUAGCUAUCAUCCCAUUAUAGACUUCUUUGAGCAAAAGCCCAGCAAGCAGUCCAACUAUGAUGCAGCGCAGUCUGAAUCGCGCUUGGUGGAAAAACGCAUCAUAGCGCCCACUGUGGCUGCUGCUGCUUCGGCUGCUGCUCAUCCUACGCCGCAUGAGCGUCGCAUUGGCUUUGGUGCUGGUGCUGGCCGUUAUGGUUAUGGCUUUGCCAGUGAUAAUGCUUGGCAGCCGCUGGUUGUGGACUCCUAGUAUAUAAGGCGCAUGUAAUCCUACCCAUCUCACUCACACACACAGACACUCACACACUCUCUGCUGUAUUAACAGCGACAGUUGCUGUCGUUCUACUCAUGCUUUAGUUUGUAGUCUUGCCGCCCCGUUAUUGCCGUACAGAAUACUCUCAAGCUAUAAUCCUAUAAUUGUCUAGUUGAACUAAAACCCAAUAUUAAUGUUUAA